Molecule: messenger RNA, 2124 nt
Organism: Xiphias gladius (swordfish)
Lineage: Eukaryota; Metazoa; Chordata; Actinopteri; Istiophoriformes; Xiphiidae
Product: probable flap endonuclease 1 homolog
Exons: 11
Coding region: 191-1267 (358 amino acids)
Cellular component (GO): nucleus
Molecular function (GO): RNA-DNA hybrid ribonuclease activity; 5'-3' exonuclease activity; DNA binding
Source: RefSeq, a predicted model, not a curated record
GAAGCUGUUGCAGUGCUUUUUAAAUGGACUUUGUUGUGGAGCGGUAUCGUUUAAUCAAAGCUCUUGCAGGAGGCCAUUUCUACAACCAAAGAUAUUCAAACAGAAAUUGAUGAGGGUAAAACCUAACGCUGACUCUUUGUCAUCGUCUCCUACCGGAAAGCAUUCAUAAAACAGUGGUGCCGGCGGUACGAUGGGGAUCACGAAACUGGCAGAACUGAUCCGCUCGGAUGCUCCCGAUGCCAUUUCUCACAAAGACAUCGGUGACUAUACAGGAAAAGUAAUCGCACUGGAUACUUCUAUUGUUGUGAACCAGUUCCGUGCAGCCACACCUACACUAAGCCCCCUGACGGGUCUCUUCUUCCGCACGCUCACCUUCCUGGAACAUGACAUAAAACCAGUCUUUGUGUUUGAUGGAAAGCCUCCUGGGGAAAAGACAGCUGUUCUUGAGAAGCGAGCUGAGGCAGCUGGCUGGAGGUCCCCCAACUGCACGGGCAGAGCAUCAUCCCAGACCAAGGAUUGUGUCCAUCUCCUGAAGCUUCUUGGCGUUCCAUUCAUCCAAGCUCCAGGGGAUGCUGAGGCAAUGUGCGCCCAACUGGUGAGAGAGGGGAGUGUGGACGCAGUGGCAUCAGAGGACAUGGACACACUGCCGUUUGGAGCCAGUAUUCUUAUUCGCCAGCUGAACGCCAAGAGGGACAGUGAAGUGAUUGAAUAUUCUUUACCCAAACUGUUAGAGAAACUCCAAAUUAGUCAUGAGGAGUUUGUUGACCUGUGUAUUUUGUUGGGCUGCGACUACUGUGACAAGAUAACUGGUUUGGGUCCUAAGAGAGCUCUGUCACUGAUCCACAAGCACCGUACUAUUGAGAAUGUGGUUUUGCAUAUCAACAGGCAGGUCCAUCCUGUGCCACAUUUUUGGAAGUACAAAGAAGCACGGAAGUUAUUCUUGGAUGCACCACAGACCGUGGUACCUGAACUCACCUGGACUGAGCCAGAUGAAGAAGCCCUGGUUGGGUUUCUCUGUCACGUCAAAAAUGUAAAGGUGGAGAGGAUCCGUCGGCGAAUGGAGAGGUUCCGUCAGAUGCGGGAAAGUAGGCGGGAGGAGCGGGAAAAGGAAAAAGCAACGGGAUGUAUGAGGCAAACCCAAAUGAAGGACUUCUUUAGAGUCACCAGAAGGAGGGAGCAGGUGAACAUAAGAUACAAAUCAUCUACAGAACCUGUGGAAGCUGCAGGGUCUUUAAGCAGCAACAGAAAGAGGCCAAAGUCAAAAUAAGGCUGCCACGGUCUGCCGCUUGCUGUCUCCACCAACAAGGGAAGGAAGUUGUUUUCGUCCGUCUACCUUUCCAGACAUCUCGAAAAAUUAUGUACCAGUUUGACAGUUCUCAAUCUGUGGCCCCAAUCUUGAAUGUUUGCCUUAAAACGAUUUUGUUUUUAAUUCUUGUGCUGAGAGAAAGUCUAGAAUGUUUGACAAUCCAAUCCUAAUUUAAAUUUAAAUUUUAUUUUCUGUUACUAAUCGUUUAGGAAAUUCAACUGUUUCAGAGGCAGCAACUUUACAUGUUGAUGAUGUUUUUGCAUUUACAGAGCCCUGUGCUUUUCCAAGUGCCCUUUGGCUUCCACCAAAUUUAGAAGAAGCCAAAACAGGCAUCUUGCAAGACACUGACUUCAAAUCUUUGUCUCUUCAUGGGAGCACUACCCCCACUGAAAAUACAAUAAUCUGAUCUUGUCUGAACAGCAGUGUCCACAACAAUGCAAUUCACUGAGCAGUUCUUCAGUGCAUCCAGCAGUUUCCUGCACAGCCACCAAGAAAAGCAGAACAGGCGGCAGACAGCUAUGAAAGAGAACAGUGCGAUCACUGUCAGGGAGGACAUCCCCUAAGCCAAAACUGGAGACAGGGGAUGUCUCAUCACUAGAUAUUCAAUGAGCACCUGUUGUGUAAAGGGUGCCAAGGCAGGGACCAGAGACUUGAAUUUUAAAACACGCACUGAAGUUGUAUCAUGUAUGAAAGAGAUAGUGAGAUGUUAAAAUCCAUGUAAAGAAGAACAUUUUGUUUUAUUUUGAAAAGAUUUGUAAAAGAGUACACACAGACUAAGCUAUGUUUUACAUUAUGAUUUUUAUAUACAUAUAUGAUAC